Messenger RNA from Cylicocyclus nassatus, 477 nucleotides. Lineage: Eukaryota; Metazoa; Nematoda; Chromadorea; Rhabditida; Strongylidae. The record is from the annotation of a GenBank genome assembly.
AUGGCAGCAGAUGGUCAAGUUCAUUCUAUCUUGAUACUCUACAUCCAACAGCGUAUCGUGUCAACUAUGUCACUCAACGUCGAACCCUGUGUCGGCAACUUCCCUGCCACUGGUGGAAACGCUACACACAACAUUAUCUCACUAGUCGACACAAGACUUGCAUUUAAGGUAAAAUCUUCAAAUAAUGACCAUUAUCGUGUGCGUCCAGUUUAUGGAUUUGUGGAAGCCAAGGCUACUACAACUUUGGAAAUUGUCCGCUUGACUGGCCCACCGAAAGAGGAUAAGCUAGUCAUUCAAUGGGCUGAGGUUCCUGCCGAUGAAACUGAUCCGACAGCACCAUUCAAAGCCGGUGCUCAAUCAGGCGAAGUAAUCCUUCCCAUCAAAGCUGAAUAAUUAGAUUCUUGAUGCACACGUAUUGUAGUAAAGUACAUGAUAAAUUUUUUUUAUAAAAAUUCAGUGAGCGUUCAAUCCGAAUGG